AUGACGAGAAAUCCGUUUAUGGUGGAACCUCUGAGUGGUUCACCAGUGAGAGGUGCUGUUCCACAAUUGAGUAGGUUCCAUACCAAUAAUAGUGGUAGAUCCGAGGGUACGGAUUUCAUAAUGGACGAUGUUGAGGAGGACUAUGAUCAUUCUAAGAGGUUCCAAGGAUUACCGCAAUCACCUUCUAAGGCUGCAAUUAGAUACUCUCCAGAUCGUCGUCAUAGAACUCAAUUUUACCGUGAUAGUGCUCAUAAUUCACCGGUUGCAGAGAGGUUUAGAUCACCUCAAAGACCUGCCAACCCGAUUUUUCAGGUUAAUGACUAUGAUGUAGAUACCGAUAAUAUCAUCAGCAGUUACCAGACGCACCCAAAGCAGCAAACUACGAUACCCACAACACGCACUGGUAAUUUGUUUGGCGGUAGGAAUUAUUCACAAAACUCCAAGUAUACGGUUUCAACGGCCUCUACUGUGAGUAGAUCGUCGAUGGAAGAUGAGAAGAAAGCUCGUUAUUCGUUUGAGAGCCUAGACGAUCAAUCUACCAUUUAUUCUGAUAAUUUCGCAGAGACCAAGUUCGAGUUAAAUCAUCCAGUGCGUAAGGAUUAUGUUAGACGUGCUAAUUCUGAGAGUAGAAGAAGGCCAGUGUUGAAUAAUCCGAAUUUAGCCAAGGCAAUCUUGAAAUUAGAUAAUCCAAUUCCAAGAGGAUUGUUGGAUACUUUGCCCAGAAGAGAUUCACCAGAGUUCACGGAGAUGAGAUAUACGGCUUGUACCGUCGAAGCAGAUGAAUUUUUGGAAGAAGGUUAUACUCUGAGAUUUGCAGAGAUGAAUAGAGAGUGUCAAAUUGUCAUCUGCAUAACAAUGUACAAUGAGGAUAAAUUCGCAUUGGCAAGAACGAUAAAUUCCAUCAUGAAAAAUGUCGCUCAUCUCUGUAGCCGUAAACGUUCUCAGGUUUGGGGCCCUGAUGGUUGGAAAAAGGUUUCUGUUAUACUGGUAAGUGAUGGUAGAACUAAGGUGAAUCAAGGUGCGCUAGAUUACUUGGCGGCUCUAGGUGUUUAUCAAGAAGAUAUGGCCAAGGCUUCGGUUAACGGUGACCCUGUAAAGGCUCACAUCUUCGAAUUGACCACUCAGGUAUCGAUAAAUUCCAAUUUGGACUAUGUUUCCCAGGACAUCGUUCCCGUGCAAAUGGUCUUCUGUCUAAAAGAAGAAAACAAGAAAAAGAUCAACUCACACCGCUGGCUAUUCAAUGCGUUUUGUCCCGUUUUGCAACCUAAUGUGGUGACUUUGAUUGAUGUUGGUACACGUUUGAACCACACAGCUAUAUAUCAUCUGUGGAAGGUCUUCGAUAUGGAUUCCAAUGUUGCUGGAGCUGCUGGUCAGAUCAAGACGAUGAAGGGUAAGUGGGGAAUGAAGUUAUUCAAUCCGCUGGUGGCUUCCCAAAAUUUCGAGUACAAGAUCUCCAACAUCUUGGACAAACCGCUGGAAAGCGUUUUCGGCUAUAUUUCAGUGCUACCAGGUGCCUUGUCUGCCUAUAGAUAUAGAGCUUUGCAAAAUCAUGAAGAUGGUAGUGGUCCACUAAACUCAUACUUCUUGGGAGAAACGCAAGAAGGUAGAGAUCAUGAUGUUUUCACCGCAAAUAUGUAUCUUGCUGAGGACAGAAUACUGUGUUGGGAAUUGGUCGCAAAGAGAAAUGCUAAGUGGGUUUUAAAAUACGUGAAGGAAGCUACUGGUGAAACAGAUGUUCCAGAAGACGUGCCCGAAUUUAUUUCACAAAGAAGACGUUGGUUGAACGGUGCGAUGUUCGCAGCAUUGUACGCUCAGUUGCAUUUCUACCAAAUUUGGAAGACGAAACACUCGGUGACUCGUAAGAUAUUUUUGCACGUUGAGUUCUUCUAUCAAUUUGUGCAAAUGCUAUUUUCCUGGUUCGCUAUUUCAAAUUUCGUUUUGACCUUUUACUAUUUGGCUGGAUCCAUGAAUCAUGUUAUCAAAAAUGGUAAUGCCAUCUUCAUCUUUUUCAAAUAUUUGAUAUUUUGUGACUUGGCCAGUUUAUUCAUUAUCUCGAUGGGUAAUAGACCACAUGGUGCUAAGCAUCUUUUCAUAGCCUCCAUGAUCAUUUUGACAAUCUGUGCUGCUUAUGCGCUAAUUUGCGGGUUUGUCUUUGCAAUCAAGGCAUUAGAAGAUAAAGCAGAAUCUAAUUCUGUCUUCAACAACAUCAUAAUUUCGUUGCUCUCCACAUAUGGUGUUUACACGUUUUCCUCUAUCAUGUAUCUGGAUCCUUGGCAUAUGGUCACGUCGUCCAUUCAAUACUUUCUCACAUUGCCAGCGUUUACAUGCACGUUACAAGUUUUUGCAUUUUGUAAUACACAUGAUGUUUCCUGGGGUACGAAGGGCUCAACUCAAAGCUCAAAGCCACUUUCCAAAGCCAUUGUUGUCCAGGGACCUGAUGGUAAGCAAAUUGUGGAGACUGACUGGCCUCAGGAGGUUGACAAGAAGUUCACUGAAAUUAAGAGCCGUUUGAAAGAAGUGGAGUUCGAAGAAACGGUUGUCGACGAAUCACAGAAACGGAACGACUAUUACAGAGACAUCAGAACAAGAAUCGUCAUGAUAUGGAUGCUUUCGAAUUUGAUUUUCAUCAUGUCUAUCACGCAAGUUUACAAGCCUGAGAACGUGAAUAAUGGAUACCUGAUCUUUAUCCUGUGGUCUGUGGCCGCUUUGGCAGUCUUUAGAUGCACUGGCUCAAUGGCCUUUUUAUCAAUGAAGUACUUGCGCAUGAUUGUGAGCUAUAAGAACAAGGCCGAGGGCAGCGGAUCCUAUGGCUUUCCUAAGUCGAACAUCUUCCGCCGGACAGGCUAA
Messenger RNA from Torulaspora delbrueckii, 2847 nucleotides. It is a transcript of the gene CHS2, whose product is annotated as chitin synthase CHS2. Gene Ontology annotation, molecular function: chitin synthase activity. Bases 1 to 2847 code for a protein of 948 amino acids. The transcript has a single exon. Lineage: Eukaryota; Fungi; Ascomycota; Saccharomycetes; Saccharomycetales; Saccharomycetaceae. The record is from RefSeq and is a predicted model, not a curated record. Gene Ontology annotation, cellular component: cell septum; cell periphery.